AUGGGGAGUUGUCUUGCACAUAGAGCCACAUGGGAUGUCCAUUCCCCUAGCAGCUUGGAUUUCGAUUACAAUUCGGCAAUUUAUGCUAGUAAUGGGCUGAGGAUGUGUCAGCUUCAGCAAGCAUGUGAAUCACCGAUCAAAUACCUGUUAUUUAGCACUUGCAAGAAGGCAUGGGUGUACUGGAUAAAGUCUCUAUUGGAGGUACCGAACGUCCUCUUCGUUGUCAACCUUGCCGUUCAGCAAAAAGAGAAACUGUCCUUCGCAAUCUAUCGCUGCCCAACCGAUCGGAUGGGGCACCCACGUUUUAUGAAGGCACCUUGGGUGUCUUGA
Prunus armeniaca (apricot) is the source of this 330-nucleotide messenger RNA. NCBI's taxonomy places the organism in Eukaryota, Viridiplantae, Streptophyta, Magnoliopsida, Rosales, Rosaceae. The record is from the annotation of a GenBank genome assembly.